This is a messenger RNA of Erythranthe guttata (spotted monkey flower), 1333 nucleotides long. RefSeq lists its product as uncharacterized. Lineage: Eukaryota; Viridiplantae; Streptophyta; Magnoliopsida; Lamiales; Phrymaceae. The record is from RefSeq and is a predicted model, not a curated record.
AGGAAAUCACGUAAAAUUGGUGAAGCUUCUGUUCUUGCAGACGGAAAUCAUUUUCAGUUAAAGCCAAAGAACUCAGCCAUGAUUUAUGGUGUGAUGAAUAAUAAAUAUCGAUAAAUAAAUAAAUGAAGGAAUAUAGCGAUUAUUGAUUUGGAAAAGUGAUGGCAAAAGGGAAAAUAAAGAAGUGGUGGACUCGCUCUGUGAAGAUCACCGCAAUCUGGUUAAUCUCAGCCCUCGCUUUCUUCUCUCUCCUCCAAAUCGCUCUACGGAAUUCCAUGAAUCGCCACACAAUCUCCAAAGCUUCUUCAAUUUCAAAUGCCGAGCGGAGAUCAAUACUUUACUCGAAAAUGGCCGAAGAUUUGGACGAAAACGGAGCUGUUUUUCUUAAACACGGAGAAACUUCUCAGUCUUUAUCGUUGUCUGAUCUUUUCACUCUAAAGGAUGAAAUAGUGACACCUGUGCUUAAAGCAGCAAAUCCACCCGUGCGGGCAAAUGUGCUGCAUUUAAGUACCGAGUUUUCUGAUCCAAUCUCGGAAGCUGUGAAGAAUAUAUUUUCCCCGUAUUUUGAUAAAGCAAUCUGGUUUCAGAACUCGAGUAUGUACCACUUUAGCAUGUUCCACGCUUCACAUCACAUAGCUCCCGUCUCUGCUUCAGAAACAGAGAUUGAAGAUGAAGUUAUGGCCGUAAAAUCAGUUGCAAAGGCUAUAUGCCCUUUGCAUAUAGUCAUCGAUCGAGUGGUUUUGACCUCGACUGGUGUGUUAUUGGGUUGUUGGCAGGUAGUCUCGGGUUCGGAUCCAGUAACUAUUCGUGCUAAACUAAAAUCUGCUCUACCACGUUCUCCACAAAAGCAGCUCUAUAACGAGGCAAUGCUUCAUACUUCAUUUGCAAGGCUUCUAGGUUCGCCUAAGAAGUUGACCGAGGAGGAAAAGAAAAUGUCGGAUAACCAAUUUUUUCACUAUCUCGUGGACAGACUAAACAACCAAAUUCGAGGACUAAAGGCGAAAGUGUCGGAACUGUGGUACGUGGAAGAGUAUGAUUUGCUUGCACUUGCAUUAAAUGGGAAAAUGAAGAUUCACGAGUUCAAUUUUGGUUGUUCGGAAGUCUAAUAUUUCCCAGAUAUGGGUUUUUUUUUUUUUUUUUUUUUUUUUUUUAAUACACUUAUUACUUACACAAGGAGAUGUGGAGCUAAUAUAGAGAAAACAAUAUAUAAUUGAUAAGAUAAGCUAUUAUAAAGUAUGAUAUGAGAUGUAAUAUUCGAUUCGAAUAAAGGAUCCGAACUACUUCAUUUGUUUCAAAAGAACCCUAAUUUAAGAUUUCGAUUCAUGUAUUGAGGAAA